This is a messenger RNA of Trachymyrmex cornetzi, 5208 nucleotides long. Its product is annotated as apomucin. Gene Ontology annotation, biological process: extracellular matrix organization. Gene Ontology annotation, molecular function: chitin binding; extracellular matrix structural constituent conferring tensile strength. The record is from RefSeq and is a predicted model, not a curated record. The transcript has 5 exons. Bases 203 to 5095 code for a protein of 1630 amino acids. Lineage: Eukaryota; Metazoa; Arthropoda; Insecta; Hymenoptera; Formicidae. Gene Ontology annotation, cellular component: extracellular region.
CGUGCCACGAUCAGCAACCGAUUUUCAGAAUAGUUAGUAAAAAGUUUGUAAAGCCAACCAGGCUCACGCUCCACGAAUUUCCGAACGACGAGGAUUCAAAGGAAACAGAAGGAUUUGUGAGAUGACGAACGCGGACGACUAACAAAUGACGGAAUUCUUUGCUGAAUGCAUCGAAAUAUAAAGUUGGAUACAUACACAAAAGAUGUGGAAAGUUCGAUCGAUUUUGAGCAUUUUCACGAUAUUGCUCAUAAUAAGAUUUACAAAAGCUGAUUAUUACGAGUAUAAUCGAGACCAAUACCGACAAAGCAAUGCUCCCUUUAAAUGUACAGAAGAGGGUUACCAUCCCGAUCCGCGUGACUGCAGAGUUUACUAUAGAUGUGUAGAUUGGGGCAACGGCAGUCCGCUGACGACCUUCAAGUUUGAAUGCGGAGUAGGCACAGUGUUCUCCAAGGAUAAGGGAGACGUUUGUACGUAUCCAGAAGAUAGUGGUCGACCUGAAUGUGGCAGCUCCGAGAAUGAACUUGAUUCGAAUGUACAAGAUCCUCCUUCUCCUACAUGGACAACAACAAUACGAACAACUAUGUGGUCACAAUCAACUAUGAUACAGUCCCCAAUAACUAAACCAUCUACAAUCACAACUGAAGCUGCGACAACAAUAAAAAAACCAGAAACAACAAUACUACCACCAUUAACAAAUCGGCCACCUAUAGACGAACCGGAGGAUAACGUUGUUAAUUGUCAAAAUGGAUACCAAAAAUGUAUACAAGAAGGAUUUUUAGCAGAUACUUGUGAUUGCAGAAAAUUCUACAGAUGUGUAAACGAAGGUUACGGAAAGUUUACAAAAUAUGAGUUUAAGUGUGGAGUGGGAACUGUUUGGGAUCCAGAAAUUCAAGCAUGUAAUCACGCUUGGGCUGUUACAAGGAAAGAUUGUAAGCAGAACUUGGAAAGUGGGGAUAAUAAUGGACAAUGGAACGGUGACACUGGAGACAACAGUGGACAAUGGAAUGGUGAUACUGGUAGUCCAGGACAACCUGGAGAUCCAAAUGGUCAACCAGGACAAACUGGAGAUCCAAAUGGCCAACCAGGACAACCUGGAGAUCCAAAUGGCCAACCAGGGUCACCGGGUAGUCCAGGCUCUCCGGGAUACCCAGGAACACCAGGUUCUCCAGGCACUCCAGGUUCACCGGGUAGUCCAGGCUCUCCGGGAUACCCAGGGACACCAGGUUCUCCAGGCUCUCCGGGAUAUCCGGGGACAUCACCGGGUUCUCCAGGCACUCCAGGUUCACCAGGUAGUUCAGGCUCUCCGGGAUAUCCAGGGACAUCAGGUUCUCCAGGCUCUCCGGGAUAUCCGGGGACACCGGGUUCUCCAGGGACUCCAGGUUCACCGGGUAGUCCAGGCUCUCCGGGAUACCCAGGGACACCAGGUUCUCCAGGCUCUCCGGGAUAUCCGGGGACACCGGGUUCUCCAGGCACUCCAGGUUCACCGGCUAGUCCAGGCUCUCCGGGAUACCCAGGGACACCAAGUUCUCCAGGCUCUCCGGGAUAUCCGGGAACAUCACCGGGUUCUCCAGGAACUCCAGGUUCACCGGGUAGUCCAGGCUCUCCGGGAUACCCAGGGACACCAGGUUCUCCAGGCUCUCCGGGAUAUCCGGGUUCUCCAGGCACUCCAGGUUCACCGGGUAGUUCAGGCUCUCCGGGAUACCCAGGAACACCGGGUUCUCCAGGCUCUCCGGGAUAUCCGGGGACAUCACCGGGUUCUUCAGGUACUCCGGGUUCUCCGGGUAGUCCAGGCACUCCGGGAUACCCAGGAACACCAGGUUCUCCAGGCUCUCCAGGUUCGCCGGGUAGUCCAGGCACUCCGGGAUAUCCAGGAACACCGAGUUUUCCAGGCACUCCGGGAUACCCAGGGACACCGGGUUCUCCAGGCUCUCCGGGAUAUCCGGGAAUAUCACCGGGUUCUCCAGGCACUCCGGGUUCUCCAGGUAGUCCAGGUACUCCGGGAUCUCCAGGGACACCGGGUUCUCCAGGCACUCCAGGUUCAUCGGGUAGUCCAGGCUCUCCAGGAUAUCCAGGAACACCGGGUUCUCCAGGCACUCCGGGUUCUCCGGCUAGUCCAGGCACUCCAGGUAGUCCUGGCUCUCCGGGAUACCCAGGAACACCGGGUUCUCCAGGGUCUCCAGGUUCGCCGGGUAGUCCAGGUAGUCCAGGCACUCCAGGUAGUCCAGGCUCUCCAGGAUAUCCGGGAACAUCACCGGGUUCUCCAGGCACUCCGGGUAGUCCAGGCACUCCAGGUAGUCCAGGCUCUCCGGGAUAUCCGGGGACACCGGGUUCUCCAGGCUCUCCGGGAUCCCCAGGAACACCGGGUUCUCCAGGCACUCCGGGUUCGACGGGUAGUCCAGGCUCUCCGGGAUACCCAGGUACACCGGGUUCUCCUGGCUCUUCGGGAUAUCCAGGGAGACCGGGUUCUCCAGGCACUCCAGGUUCUCCGGGUAGUCCCGGCACUCCAGGAUACCCAGGGACACCGGGUUCUCCGAGCAGUCCAAACAUUCCUGGAUCUCCUGGAAAUCCAGACUCACCGAACUCAUCUGUUAAUCAACCGUCAACAGGUAUUUGUACAGUAGAAGGCUUUUUCUCUGAUCCACAAGAUUGUCGUAAGUUUUAUCGAUGUGUCGAUAAUGGCAUGUCCUCUUUUAUAAAAUACGACUUUCAAUGUGGUGCUGGAACCGUCUGGGAUUCGUCCAUUCAGAGUUGCAAUCAUGCUUAUGCUGUACCGCAUUGCAAUAAAGCAAAUGGUGCAAUUACAGAUAAACCCGACACAUCGCUGAAUGAAAUAAAUAGUACAAUUGGACCAGAUACAAGCAAAUUACCAUCGCAAUCUUCUGAAAGCUCGACUUUCCCAUCUACAAAACCAGACAUACAAUCUUCGGCUCAACCUGAUAGCACUACCGGUAAUUCCAUUGCACCAUCUCAGACGACGUCAACUUCUUAUUUGCCACCCAGUAGUACAUACUCGUCUUCGACAAUGCAAGUUACCGAAUCUGUUUCUUAUGUUCCUCCUGCAUCACAAAUGACUACUACAUCUGUAUCUUAUUUGCCACCCUCGACUACUACCAACGGAAUAUCUGAAUCUACACCCGAAUCUGUUUCAUAUUUGCCACCUGAUACUAGUUCAACAACUACUUUGCCAAGUUCUGCUUCGUCAGCUGCAUCUUCACCUCAGAAUGAAAAAUACAAGUGUACUAAAGAAGGUUUCUUUCCGGAUCCUGAUAACUGCAAAAAAUUCUAUCGUUGUGUUCAAGACCAAUCCGGAUAUCAAAAAUACGAAUUUGAGUGCAGCCCUGGUACAGCAUGGGAUCAAUUAAUACAAACAUGUAAUUAUAUCGAUAAAGUAGCUUCAUGUUCAUCAGGUAGCAAUGAAAUCGAUCAAGGCCUUGGAUCCAGUACUCCUACAUCUGAACUUCCUGCCAUGAGUAGUUCCACAACUGUUUCUAGUCAAACAAUUGCGACUACAUCUCCAAUUCCAAUUUCUACCGAAAGCACUACAACUGUCAGUACUUCAAGUGAAACAUCAGACAAAACAGAGUCAUCAUCGACAACAAGUACUAUCACAUCUGUUAGUAGUAGCGAAAAUCCAGCUUCAGAAAAACCAGAAGAGGUUCAAAUGCCUGGUUCUAGUACAGAAAUUUCAUCCGAAUCCUCAUCUGAAUCUACUUCUGAAUCAAAUGAAGGAUCAUCUUCAUCUACAUCAGAAUCACAUGCACCAGAUUGUGCGACACAAAAGCCGAGCAACGCAAUAGUAUGCAAUAACGAAGGAUUUUAUCCGCAUCCAACUAGGUGCGAUAAGUUCUAUCGCUGUGUCAAUAAUGGCAAUGGUUUCAAUGUAUAUCAUUUUGACUGCCCACCAGGCACUAUUUUUGAUUCUAGCAUCAGUGUAUGUAAUUAUCCUGAAUCUGUUUACCCCGCAAAAGAUUGUACGACUGGAAAUACUUCAACCAGUGUAGAAUCGACAACUCAAUCCGGAACGCCUGAACAAUCGACAUCAGAGGCAACUGCUACUGUAGCUGCACAUGGCACAACUCAGCAAACAGAAGAAAGUACAAUCACAACGACUGAGCUUGGUACGUCAACUUCAGAAGAAAGCGCUUCUACUUCUACAGAAUCAACGACAUCAAAUUCGCUACCGGAGAGUAGCGAAAGUAUGAUAGAGUCUACGACUGAAUCAACUACUGCCACUACAGAAACUGCUAUCGAUUCUAGCACUUCUGAACAAAGUAGUGAAGCUACAACUGAAGCUGCUCCUUCCACAGAAUCCGGAAUGUCUACGACCGAGUCUCAAGAACAAUCUACGGAAUCCCAGGAACAAUCGACAACUGAAGAAUCCCAGGAGCAAUCAACAACAGAGUCAAAAGAACCAUCUACUACAGAAACUCAAGAACAAUCAACGACCGAAUUACAGGAACAAUCCACGAUAGAAUCUCAAGAACAAACGACUGAAUCAUCAGAAUCGACAACAGCGGAACAAGGAGCACCUUGUUCUAUAGGCAAUUUAACUGACGAUCAAAUAACUCUAGUUUGUCCCUCUGGCUUCCGAAGGCAUCCGAAACAUUGUAAUCUAUUCUAUCAAUGUACUUCCGAAGGCAACAUGGAAAUAAAGAUUCUCGUAUUGAGUUGUCCCGAAAAUACCAUUUUUGACGAGAAAAAGAUUCAAUGUCUAUCCGAAAGUGAAAGCAGUCAGCCAUGCAUGGGAACCAAGACAAGUGCCAGAUUUUAUAGAAGAUUAGAAGAUCAUGCUUUAUCACCUGUAAAAGUAUCGUCAAAUCAGCUUUGUCCGCAAGAAGGACAUUUUCCUUAUCGACAAGGUUGCAGCAAUACCUUUUACAAGUGUAAACGCGAUGUCCGAAACAGUUUACAGGGAUACCUCUAUAAAUGUCCCGAAAACUUUGUUUAUUGGUCGGUCUCUAGAAGAUGCGAACGUGUGACACGUCUCCCAAUGUGUUCGCAUUUGUCGUAUAGAGAUAAAAUUGACUGGAAUGAUCGAUGGCAAAUACCGACCGAAGAUUUUAAUCUUUCCGCCAGAAUGUUACACUUCUCUUGAUUGCUUUAUGGUAUUUCCUAUAUUUUACACUCUUAGUAAAUACGAGUUGCAAAUUAGCCAUAAUAAUGUCUAUAGAAAACAUAUAUUCUUUUUAAUUAAUUGCCAUUCUCGAU